GCUCCAGUCGUGUGAUUCAUAAGACACAAAUAUUAUAUUUUAAGAACUGAAAAGUAUUUUUCAGUCAUAAAAGAUUCGGUUGUAUAAAGGUUCGGUAUUCAAGAUGAGAUUUUUAAUUAUCAGCUUAGUCUUUGUUUCUGUGAUAAAUGUCGACGCGAACGUUGGCGAGAAGGUCCGGCUCGUGGAUGACCUGUUUCAAAAUUAUCACAAGGCGAUAGAGCCUGUUGGACCUAAGGAUGACCCGCUCAAUAUCACCCACAUGCUGCAGAUCAGGCGUCUGGUGGGAUAUGAGGACGGCAUUCUGACCCUGGACGUGUGGGAGACGCUGAGCUGGGAGGACAAGCGGUUGGGUUGGAAACCGGACGCCUACAGCGACCUUGCCAGCCUCAGUCUGCCCACCGACAUGCUGUGGACCCCGGAUGUUGAGCAGCUAUUCAGCGCGAAUGAAUUACUGCCCAAGAACACAGAGCAUGCUCGUCGUCUGCAGCUGUUUUCAGACGGAACUAUUCUCUACCCCACCCACAACCAGAUCAUGAAUACCUACAAAUGCCAGGAGAACAAGGAGUGGGUGUCAUGUGACCUCCAGUUCUCACCGUGGACUUACGACGGAACCGUGAUUAACGUCAUAAAUCAGGACGACGUGCUCAACUCGGACCUGCUGCAUCCCGGAAAGAGCAGCCUCCACUUCGUCUCGGCGUCUGCGAGACGUAACGUCGUCACUUACGCUUGCUGUCCUCAGCCUUACGUCGACGUCACGUAUACGGUGACGUUCAUUAAGUUGCCGAAAUCCGCUUGAUACGUUUCUGAACUUACGAGAGUUUAUCGUGCUUCCAACGGUUUUCUUUUCGGCGAUGAUGUUGUUUUUCGAUCAAUUACUUAUUAAUUCAUUAAUAUUUGUAAACAGCUUUCCAGUUAUUGGUGUGUGUUUUUUUCACGUAACGGUAUUGAUAACAUAGAAUUAGUGAAAUACCACUGAAAACGUAUUGUGUGUUUAAUGUAAAUGAUAUUGGUACCUUUUCAUUCUAGGAGAAUAUCAAUAUUACUAACUUAUGGAAAAUAAAGUACAAAAAAGACA
Molecule: messenger RNA, 1075 nt
Organism: Dreissena polymorpha
Lineage: Eukaryota; Metazoa; Mollusca; Bivalvia; Myida; Dreissenidae
Product: neuronal acetylcholine receptor subunit alpha-10-like
Exons: 5
Coding region: 104-796 (230 amino acids)
Biological process (GO): chemical synaptic transmission; monoatomic ion transmembrane transport; nervous system process
Cellular component (GO): synapse; membrane; neuron projection
Molecular function (GO): transmembrane signaling receptor activity; neurotransmitter receptor activity; extracellular ligand-gated monoatomic ion channel activity
Source: RefSeq, a predicted model, not a curated record